AUUUUGCAGUAUGACUACGUUUACUAGCUGGAAAUUUGUAUAGCGCAGGGGAUGAAAAGAAUAGCGAUUUUUUAAAAAAAAAAUUCUAAUAGAGAAAAUAAGAAGAGAAGAAAAAAAAGGAAUCAAAUACAAGAAAAUCAAAAUCAAAACAGGCGAAAUUUUUCCUGGAAUCUUGUUAAAUAUAAAUAAAAAAAAAGAAGCAGAGAAAAGGAAAGAAUAAUAGACAGACAGAGAGAGAGAGAGAGAGAGGGAGAGAAAUAAAAGAGGGAGCAAAGAGAGAGAAGGACGAUAAAUUAAUAAAAAAAAAUUCGAUUGGACGCCCCUAGUCUGAGAUCUGGCAAUUGCCAUGGUUAAUGUAAAAUAUACAGAUAAGGAAGAAGUAGAGGCAGAAGAAGAAGAAGAAGAAGAAGAGAAAUUAAAAACUAAGAAAAACGAAAAGAAACAAGUAAAAAUUAUUGAUAAAACAAUGGAACGUUGCGAUAAGAAUAAUUGUUUUAAACGAAAUAUUAAAAGUCCUAGUUUUCACGAAUCUUGGGAUAGGAGUUUACCUACUAUGGAUCCUAAUUCACCAACUGAUAGGCCUAUUUCUGGAAUAUUAAAGAAUAAAGUGGCCAAAGAGGAAGAAUAUCAGGAAAAUCCGUUUAAAAGCGAUGGAGAACUUUCAAGAAUAGCCGACUAUAUCCUAAGGAAUUCUUUAAUUAGCCGUACAAGUGUUUAUAUAGCAGAUCCCGAUAUUGAUAAACCGGAAGUGGAAGAUGAAAAUUUAAUAGAUCAAACAAUCACCGUCCCAAAUCAACAAUCCGCACCGUCAGAUAAUUUACAAACUGCAUUAAAGUCACCGAGAAAAGAUAACCUUCAAUUAAAAGAUAAAAAGAAGAAAUCUUGUUGCGUAAUAUCGUAA
Molecule: messenger RNA, 901 nt
Organism: Dimorphilus gyrociliatus
Lineage: Eukaryota; Metazoa; Annelida; Polychaeta; Dinophilidae
Source: the annotation of a GenBank genome assembly